GGGGCGGCCGCAGCGGUUUGUUUUUGUCAGAGCCGUGUUGGUGUUCGCGUGAAAGCUGCGCGGAGCGGGACCAAGUGAGGCGCAUUUUGAGGGCAGUGCGCGUAACGUUACCCGAGUGACCGACUGAAGCGUGGCAUUGAAUGAAAUUAGAAUCGUGAUUGCGGUUGUGAGCUUUUAGACGAUGACAUAGCAGACAACAGGUGAUGAGCUGAAUGAAUUUAAAUGUCGACCGACUGGAUUAGUACCGCGUCGAAUAUGUGCAAUUGUAAUUGGAUAUCAUCAUAACAAUGUACUGUUUUACCAUAUAAUGUUUCAACAGGGAAUGGUAAAAUUGAUUAAAAUGCGACGAAUAAAGAUUGUGAAAGGAGCGAAUGGGUUAAUACGUUGUUUAUCGAAGUACUACUCGAUGAAAAUUUCUUCAAUCGUUUGGAAAACUGACCCGAGGUCAAAGGUUAUCAAGCAAGGAAUCGCCUGCAGGAUCGCCAAAAGUGAUUUUGCUCGGUUUCCAUAAGAUAACCCAACCGAAGCAUGCGUCAUAAUCUUCUUGAAGUCUGAAGACAGCUGGUGUCGCAACGGAAAAGGCUCUCGACCUCCAGUCUCAUCUGUGGGAGACAGCGGCCUCCGUGACGUCCCGCCCAGCGCGCAGCUAAAUCGCCGCUUCGAUUCACCUCCAACAGAGCGACGAGCAGCAGGGCGAUUGUUCUGAAUCGAGGGCGCCGCGCUCGCCGUUCGAUUGGAUCUGCCCAACGCGCGUCAUUAUCAGCGGAGGUCAAGAGGAUUAAAUAGCCGGUGGCGCAGCUGAAGAAGACCGGAGGGGCGGUGCCCCGCCGCCAUACUUUGGAGGCAACAACUUCAAACAUCAAAAACUUAUCGAAUUCCGUAUAAUACUGCCUCACAUAAAAAGAUAUCACUUGUAUGUUUUUCUAUUUCGCCACAACUGGACCGUGCUAAUAUAAUGAGUAUAUACACAAACCGGAACACCCAUCUAUGGACUCCGUGACGUGUCGAAUGAGGCACUCGAACCCACAACCAUUUGAAUCCAGGAGUUCGUGUUUUUACUAUGUUGUUGGAUAUAUCAACAGACAGCCCCUCCCCCCCCCCUCCAGCGGGACCAGCUCUUGCAACGCCAGUGUCAACAGCUGCUUAUUUACACUAACGGGAGCAGCGCAUUGUGGUCAGUCCGAAGGAGGAAGUUGGUUCGCGGUCGCCGAUGAGCUGUGAAGUUGUGAGUCGGUGAUAGCUGCGGCCCGGUGAGUGGCGCCGGGCCUGGUCGCUCGGGCCGGACGUAGGGCCACCGGUGGCGGCGGCGGCGAAGGCCCCCGCAGCGGGAAGGCCGGCGGCGGCGGCGGAAGGAGGGAGGGAGGUGGCAGUGCACCGAACGACGCCGGGCGCCGAGCAAGCAGCCGGCAGGCGCUCCGUCCGCUCAACAGCUACUCGCUUCCUCCGACACAUGCUAUGCCGAGACGCGGCUUUGUCUCCAGGGUGUGUUGCGCCUACGAGUGCGGUGUGGUCCUGUGGGUGUUGACUGUGUGUGUUAGUGUGUCUGCUGUUUGAAGAAUCUGUCACUAUGGGAAGAACCCUCCACGCGAUAGGGCCGGAGUCGUCGGGGACGAAAGUUCAUCGCAAAAACGGUGCCCGUGUAAGAUUGCUCACUCCUGAUUCUUCUCAAAACGGAGGUGACUUGAGUGACGGCUCCUUCACGGACGUGGAGGGGGAAGGGGACGAAGACGAUGAAGCCUCUGGCCUUUCGGACGGAGAAUCAGGGAUAGUGAAAGUUCCUCUGCGAAAUGCACGAAGAAAAUCUGUUAUGCCAAAAUCUGCUCCAGUCAUUAAAGUAAAUGAUAUUGAGUAUUUAGAUGUGCCAGAUCAUUCCCCUGGCAAUUCCAUUACCAGUAUCAAUAGUAUUGCUAGUCUACUCAAAGAGAAGUUAGCUUUAACUCUGCCUGCAGUGGUUAAAAAACCUCCAAAACGAUCGAAUGAAUACAAAUUACAUGCAUUUGUUGGUCUUCUAUUUCUAUGCAUAGUUUUUCUUGUAGGUUUUGCUUAUGUGUUUUAUCAUCAACAGGUUCUCCAAAGAGCUUACUUUCCAAAAAUACGCUUUAACAAUAAGGAUCGAGUGGUACGAAUAUAUAAUGAAAAGGAUAAUGAAGUUUUGGUUGGUUUUUUGGGUCAAGACCUGGGUCAUGACACAGCAUUUGCUUGCCUUCCUCGUGAUCAAAUCCAGGAAGCCGCUUGCAUGGAAUGGAUGCACAAAGCAAGAUUGUACAUGAGCUACAAAGAAUAUGAUGGAAGUAAAUGUUAUAGAAUUAUUUGGAACAGUUUGUCUGAAGAUCUUGCUCCUACUGACUGCUAUGACUGGACAUCAGAAUACGGACAUUGGUAUGGAGGUGGACAAACGCCUAAUAUGCAGUGGCCAGUUGAACGGGGAGAAAUUAAAAUGGCACCAUUUAUUACUGGUGAUACCAGUAAACACCAGUGGGGAAAUGUAGUGAAGCGAUACUUUAUAAAUUCUAAUGGUGUUGUAUUAUUUGUUGAUCCUAGUACUCCAUUGUAUAUAUCUAUUAAUGAAACAUAUUCUAAAAAGUUUUGCCUUCAAGCAAAACAUGACAAUUUCUCUUAUGUGUAUCAUAGACCUUUACCUACAUUGAAUUACACAAUUUGUACCUCCGAAAACAUAACGUCGUUGCACCAAUCUCGCAUAUAUGAUCGCCCAGUUUCCACUUUAUCUCUCAAAGAUCGGGAGAUGAUUGAUAAACUCAUGACUGAACCCAUUUGGCAUAUAAUUCCAUCAAACAGCAGUGAAUUGACAGAAAAAAAUAUAUUUAAUUAUAGUGAGGAUGUUUUGAAAUAUAAAUUUCUUAAACAUGGACACAUAUUAAUAAAUGAAUUUUGGCAGGAGAAUAUCGGUGAUUUUGUGCUAGAUAAUAGUCGUUUCCCAAAAAUGAAUGACACAAUUGAUAUUCUUCACAGACGUGGAUUUCGAAUAAUAUUUUCUAUUCAACCUUUCAUAAGUACUGAAGCUGUUACAUUUAAGGAAGCUGUGAGAAAUGAAUUGCUUGUGAGUCAGCGAGGGCCAGAUCACUAUAUUCCAUCUCUUACACGAUAUAAAAGUGUCCUAAGUGCUGGUGUAAUAGAUAUCACCAAAAAAGUCACAAUCCCAUGGCUUCAGAAUAAAUUGAAGCCAUUGAUGGAUAAUUAUGCUGUUGAUUGUUUUUAUGUUGACAUUGGAUCUGCCUAUGAUUUGCCUUUUUAUUAUGAAUUUGAAGAUGCCCUUGCAAAUCCUGAUGAAUAUAAAACAGUGUUUAUGGAUAGUAUGUCUUCUAAAAUUGAUAUUGUUGGUGUGUCAAGUGCCAUUACUCGUCCCAAUGGACCAGUCUUUGUAUCUUUGCCUCCUUAUCCAUCGACAUGGGAAUCUCUUCAGUCAGUUAUUGCCUCAGUACUUACGUAUGGAAUUAUUGGUUUUCCACUUGUGAUGCCUGGCCCUAUUGGAGGAAGCAAUGUAACCAAAAUGUUCAAAACAUCGGAUAAUGAAACUGAGAAAAUGGAUGAGACACUGCCGGAUAAAGAAUUAUACAUGCGAUGGCUGCAACUAUCUGCAUUUCUGCCUGCUAUGAGCUUCAGCUAUCUGCCUCAGAAAUAUGGUGAUGAAAAAGUCAUCAACUUGGCUGAAUCAAUUAGCAACCUCAGGGAAACCCUGGUGAAUCCAAUUGUUAAGGAGUACUUGAAAGCAUAUGGACCUCUGGAUGAAGGUUUGCCAUUUAACCGACCUCUCUGGAUGUUGGAUCCAAAGGAUCCAAUUUGCCACACUAUAGUAGAUGAAUUUUCUGUUGGAGAAGAAUUAAUUGUUGCACCAGUUAUUACAAAAGAUGCUCGUGAAAGAGAAAUUUAUCUACCUGCUGGUGUGUGGAGGGAUGGGAUUGAUGGCAGUUUAAUGAAAGGAAGUAGAUGGCUUCAUCACCAUCCUGUUGAAGAAGAUAAAAUUGCUUAUUUCGUUAGAAUGCCUGAUGAUACAAGGUUUUAAAAAGAAGAAAUAUUGCAGGGAGAAGAACGGUGUUUAAAGUAAAAGUUGAAUAUACUGUCCUCUGGAAGGUAUUCAGUGAUAUGUCUAAGUCAAUCAUAUUGAAUAUUCCAGUCACAAAAGAGACAAUAUAAAUUAGUUCCUCUUGAAAAAGGAAUUCUAUUUAAUAUAAUACAAUUGAAACUGUCUGUGUAAUACCAACUUUCCCGAACAAGAUUAUUUAAAGAAUAGUAGAUUCAUAGUACAAAAUACUUUCCAGUGUUGUGAUUACUGCUAACUGAUUGAUAAAUCCUCUUCAGUGAAGUAUUAUUCAUUCCAUAAUUGUGUGCCUGUUGUGAAGUGAAAUUGUUGAUUUUGUGUGAAAUUGCUGAUUCUGAAAGGGUUUUUAGUUUUAUGAACAUUGUUGUUUCGGUUAUUAGUUUUAAUCCUGUGAAAGUCCUUAUUUGUUGAUAGAAUAUGUAUUUAUAUAUGUGAUGUAUUUUAUGAGUCUGAAUAUUGUUUAUAAAUGAAAAAAAGUCAUUUGUGUAUACAUCACUCAUUAAUUCAUUGUAUAUGACAUACACAACUAUUAAAUCAUUUGAAAUAUUUACAAUUGUUAAA
This is a messenger RNA of Gryllus bimaculatus (two-spotted cricket), 4618 nucleotides long. NCBI's taxonomy places the organism in Eukaryota, Metazoa, Arthropoda, Insecta, Orthoptera, Gryllidae. The record is from the annotation of a GenBank genome assembly.